AUGGAUCAAGGACUCUCACGGGCCGGUCUCCACGAGAAAAGAUUGCUUAAAUAUCUGUUUGAUCCCACACGACCAGACGCACACAAUCCGAUGGAACGACCGUCGGAAGUGGACACCGAGGCGUUAACAAUCAAUGUGAAAUUCUUCCUAAAUCAAGUUAUGGAUGUGGUAAGUUAA
This is a messenger RNA of Echinostoma caproni, 177 nucleotides long. Lineage: Eukaryota; Metazoa; Platyhelminthes; Trematoda; Plagiorchiida; Echinostomatidae. The record is from the annotation of a GenBank genome assembly.